ACGUUCAAACAUCAACAACCAGCUGCUCGAAGCCAAACUGCACAGCGGGAGGUGCUUUCUGUAAUUCUGAGGAGAAAACGGGGGCGACGGGGCAGCUCACUGUUUCAGCUUUUCAGAUUGAAGUUUUAACCAUGGACAAAUGUUCUUAUUUCGCCUUUCCUUUUUUCUUCUUUUUCAUUCAUUUCCUCCUUUUUCCCCUCGCUUGUCCCCGCGUUCUUCUCCUUGCUCACUGUUCUUUUGACCAGGACCUCGCUCUCUUUCCGUUCGCCAACCACCAUUAAUGCACUGGUGUAACUCACCUCCUGACUGCACUACCCAUCAAUGACGGCCAUGUGCUCUCUCUAAUUCUUCUCGUUUUAGUUGGUUUCUAGCAGUCUCCGUGUUGUUUGCUUUCUCUGCUCCAAUGGCAGCUGCGGACUCCAGAUUUUCUGUGCCAUAGAACCUCAUCCUUUAACAAAUUGGUCCGCCCUUCACCUUCUUUUCAUCUUCGUCUUGUCCCUCGGGACCUGAUUCUGCUCAGUACCCACUUCGGGAAACAUAAAACUCUAUGCAUUUGCCCCGCCUUUCAUCUUUUCGGCUUCCACAUUAACCUGGUUUCUCUCCACGGCCGCUUGAGUGAACCGUAGGAAUAGCUCUGGUUUUCAUCAAUCCGCACUCUAUAUUCUUUUUGUGGUCUCUUACUUCUAUAGGUGGGACAUAAGCUUUUCUAACGAUGGAAGGUCUUCCUGCUGUUCUACUCUUGACGGUUUUCUCUUGGGCUCUGCUGCUGCCUGGUACCCAACAGUUGCAGGCCUCCCAAACAGAGGUUCUGCAGCAACUAAGGAAGCAUCUCCAGUACCCAAAGGCAUUGGAUGUAUGGAAUAGCAGUAAUGACCUCUGCAGCAUUCCUGGUUCACAAGCGGUAAGCAUCGUAUGCAAUGGGGAUUCUGUCGUUGAGCUAAAGGUAGUUGGUGAUAAGCCUUCUAAGGUUGGAGAUUUUGAGGGAGUCCCAAUUCCAGGCCAAACACUGACAGGUGAUUUCUCCAUGGAUUCGUUCGUUACCACAUUGACCAGGCUCUCAAGCUUAAAGGCUGUUAGCUUGGUUUCCUUAGGGAUGUGGGGUCCGCUUCCUGAUAAGAUUCAUAGGCUGGAUUCACUUGAAGCAAUUGAUUUGAGUUCAAAUUUCCUGUAUGGGCCUAUCCCUGACAGGAUGUCCUCCAUGGGAAGUCUUCAGACUUGGGUAGUGGACAACAAUUUCUUAAAUGGCAGCUUGCCGGAUUGGUUUGGUACGUUUGCCAAUUUAACAAUCUUGAGUAUGAAGAACAAUCGAUUUGAUGGUUCGAUUCCGAGAUCGAUAGGCACGAUUAAGACUCUCACUGUACUUGGCUUCUCCGGAAAUGGCAUCUCCGGCGCGCUUCCUAACCUUGGUGGACUGACUAAGCUUCAAGUGUUGGACUUGAGGAAUAACAAGCUGGAUUCCAGAAUACCCGUGCUUCCAGGAUCACUGGUUACCGUGUUACUUAGCAAGAAUUUACUGUCCGAUGAGAUCCCGGAACACUUUGGUGAACUAAAAGCGCUUCAACAUCUUGAUCUCUCCUACAAUUUUCUUAAAGGGCGGCCACCUUCUGUGAUUUUCUCGUUGCCAAAUAUCACUUACUUGAAUUUGGCAAUGAACAUGCUGAGUGGGUCUCUACCUUCCAAUCUCAAUUGCGGCAGUGGACUCGGUUUUGUCGAUGUUUCAUCCAACAGAUUGACUGGAGGACUGCCUCCAUGCCUGAGUUCUCAUUCGGACAAAAGAGUUGUCAUAUUUAGUGGGAACUGUUUGUCAAUUGAUCCCCAACACCAACACAAGCUCCCAUUUUGUAGAGGAGUAGAUAAUCAAGAAAAGGCUUCUAAUCACGGUGGCAUCUGGUUACUGAUUGGUGUUAUUGGUGGAAUUGUAGUCCUUGUGCUGCUACUUGGGUUGUUAUCUCUUCCUAGAUGUAGACAGUGCUGGAAGAAAAGAAAAGAAGACCAACAAUUACUGCCAAAGCCUGUGCCAGUAACUGAAAGCUCUCCUACGGGUUUCUCUACGGAGCUCCUCGCCAAUGCAAGAUAUGUCCAAACGAUGAAGUUAGGGACGCAGGGUUUACCUGUCUAUAGACAGUUCACUGUAGCAGAGCUAGAAGAAGCCACAGACAACCUCAGUCAAUCUGCAUACAUGGGUGAAAACUCCUUUGGGAAGGUAUACAAAGGAAGAUUGGAGAAUGGUACAUAUGUUGCAGUACGUUGUUUUACAUUGAUUAAGAAAUACCAGAUUCGAAAUCUCAAGCUUCGCCUUGAUCUGCUUGCAAAGCUUCGACAUCCCCACUUAGUCUGGCUUCUCGGUCACUGCAUUGAUGGAGCUCCAGAUGAGUCCUAUGUUAACAGGGUUUUUCUUGUUUAUGAAUAUAUACCUAAUGGGAAUCUGCAGGCACAUAUUUCUGCUAAUUCAGAGAAAGGGCUCAAAUGGUCUGAGAGGUUGGCUGUUCUCAUUGGAGUGGCAAAAGCUGUACACUUUCUUCAUACUGGAAUAAUUCCUGGGUUCUUUCACAACCAAUUGAAAUCGAAGAAUAUCUUGAUUGAUGAGCAUGGUAUUUCAAAGCUUAGUGAUUAUGGCUUGUCCAUCUUUAUUGAAGAGCUUGAAAAACUUCAGGCAAGGGCAGAUGGUAAGUCAGUGUUGAUGGAUAGCAAAUGUUCUUCAAGGCUGACUACUGAGGAUGAUGAUGUUUACAGCUUUGGUUUCAUAUUAUUAGAAACACUUGUAGGAUCUUCAGCUUUCCAAAAAGAAGAAUCAGGACUACUUAGUGAAAUGGGAUCAUUCAGCAGCCAGGAUGAGCAGAAGCGUGUAGUGGACCCAAUAGUAUUGUGCACUUGUGCUCAAGAAUCAUUAUCAAUUGUAAUGUCAAUAACAAAUAAGUGCUUAUUGCCAGACCCAUCGGGACGUCCUUCCAUAGAAGAUGUCUUGUGGAACUUGCAGUAUGCUGCUCAAGUACAGGCAACAGCAGAUGGUGACCAAAGAUCUGAAGACGCAUCAUCUAUAUAACUUAACGCCAGGAAGAUUCUGGCAGCUUUUGUUCUCAAUUUCUCGACUCCCGCAUCCUAUAUCUAUAUAAGUGCCGAAUCCUGAAUUCCACAACCACAUCCUUGUGACAUAGCUUGGCAGCAUUUAGUUCUGGCCCUCUGGGCAUUUCUGUAAUUCUUGUAAAUCUGCUGCUCAGAAAAUUUGAUUUCGUUCAUUCUUUUCUUGUCAAUAUUUUCCAUUCAGUUGCA
Nymphaea colorata (pocket water lily) is the source of this 3270-nucleotide messenger RNA. RefSeq names its product probable inactive leucine-rich repeat receptor-like protein kinase At3g03770. The record is from RefSeq and is a predicted model, not a curated record. Gene Ontology annotation, molecular function: protein binding; protein kinase activity; ATP binding. Gene Ontology annotation, biological process: protein phosphorylation. The transcript is spliced from 8 exons. The coding region runs from base 713 to 3043 and encodes 776 amino acids. NCBI's taxonomy places the organism in Eukaryota, Viridiplantae, Streptophyta, Magnoliopsida, Nymphaeales, Nymphaeaceae.